Molecule: messenger RNA, 849 nt
Organism: Neomonachus schauinslandi (Hawaiian monk seal)
Lineage: Eukaryota; Metazoa; Chordata; Mammalia; Carnivora; Phocidae
Gene: SEBOX
Product: SEBOX homeobox
Exons: 4
Coding region: 1-849 (282 amino acids)
Molecular function (GO): DNA binding
Source: RefSeq, a predicted model, not a curated record
AUGAGUGCUAGCCUUCCUCCUGAACUAAGCAGCCCCUACCAACCUACCAACAUUAGCAGGAGCUUGAACCCCACUGAUGAUGACAGGAGCUACCAAGUGCCCCUCCUAGCCCUGGGCUUGCUUUGCCUCUUGGAGUUGACUAGGGUCUUGGAGGAGAGAGAAGGGGCAGAGGGAGGCGGGGCCAACCCUCUGAGCAGGAUAAAAUGCCAGGAGGAGGGGUGUGGUGCGGGCACAGCCUUGGCAUGGCCCUCUGGCUCCUCAUUCUCCGCCAGCUCCAUGGCCAGCCCUGUGGAUGCAUCCUCACCAGGCCAUGCCAGUGGGUUGGGUUCCCCCCGGAGAAAGCGGACCACCUUCAGCAGGGGGCAGCUGUUGGAGCUGGAGCGGGCGUUUGCAGCACGGCCCUACCCCGACAUCGGCACCCGUGAGCACCUGGCUCGGGUAACCUGCCUUCCUGAGGCCAAGAUACAGGUGUGGUUCCAGAACCGCCGGGCCAAGAGAAUCAAGAACAGGAAGGCAGGAGGCCUAAGCCCCAGGCCCGAGCACACCCAGAGAGCCCGAUCUCUUCCAGACACCCUCCAGCAGGCCCGGGAGCCCCGAACACUAGGCCAGCUUCCGCCCUCCAACAGCACACCUCAGUGUGCCUCAAUGAGUCGACAUGCCUCCUGCCCAGCUCCCGGCUUGAGUCCAGGGCAGGGCUGGGCAGGGGCUAAAGCUGUAGCCCCAUGGGGACCAGCUGGGGCUGCAGGGGUCCACCUUUCUUCAGAGCGAGCCACUCCCCAGACCUCAUUGGGCAGCUUAUCUGACCUCAUCUAUGCCUCCGCCAUCGUCACCAACCUGGACCACUCCUAA